Molecule: messenger RNA, 2315 nt
Organism: Anopheles maculipalpis
Lineage: Eukaryota; Metazoa; Arthropoda; Insecta; Diptera; Culicidae
Gene: Cul2
Product: cullin-2
Exons: 11
Coding region: 2-2308 (768 amino acids)
Biological process (GO): SCF-dependent proteasomal ubiquitin-dependent protein catabolic process; protein ubiquitination
Cellular component (GO): Cul2-RING ubiquitin ligase complex; SCF ubiquitin ligase complex
Molecular function (GO): ubiquitin protein ligase binding
Source: RefSeq, a predicted model, not a curated record
GAUGUCGCUCAAACCGCGAAGAAUAGUGUUCGAAGAGGUCUGGACAGAUCUGCGGGAAACGGUACAGCAGGUGAUCACACUCCAGGGCAUCAAGAACAAAGUGUGGAACAAUCGAUUCGUUGAUGUGUACGAAAUAUGCGUUGCACACCCGGAACCGUUGGCGGAUCGGUUGUACCUCGAGACGAAAACGUUCCUCGAAAACCAUGUCCAAACGCUGCUGGAAAAGCGUGUCCUUGUGGCGGAUAGUCCGAACACUGCCAACGAUGAAUCCACUGCCGGACCGUCAUCGUCUGGUUCGGGAUCGUAUCUGCUGCUGGAGCGGUAUUACGAUGCAUGGAUCGAAUAUAGCCGUGGUUCGGAUUACUUAAAUAAACUUUAUAAUUACCUUAACCAACAGCACAUUAAGAAACAGAAGUUAAACGAAGCGGAAGCUGUGUAUGGAUGUAACAAUCAUGGCGAUAGUCAGGAAAAGAUGGAAAUUGGUGAGCUGACGCUCGAGAUCUGGAACCAGUAUAUGAUACAGCGUCUCGGUAAUGAGCUGGUCGAUCAGAUACUGAGCGGAAUCAAUGCGGAACGGGCAAACAAUUCCGGUGGACAGUAUAACAACAAAAAUACCAAGUUUAUCCGAGGUGUGAUACAGAGCUUUGUCGCUGUGCAGGCUGAUCGUCGUAAGGGAUCGCUCAAGCUAUACCAGGAACUGUUUGAGGCACGCAUGUUGGAAGAGAGUGGCCAAAACUUCCGCAUCGUUGCUAGUGAUUUGCUGCAGGUUUGUAGCGUUAGUCAGUACAUGGAGCGGAUAAUCAAAAAGUUUGAAGAGGAGGAAAAGUUGGCUAAAAUUUAUCUACAUGAAAGUUCGCUUCCCAAGCUGCGCAAGGUGUGCGAGGAAGAGAUGGUGACCAAACAUAUAAAUUUCCUGUACUCCGAGUGCAAGGAGAUGGUGGCGGAUGAGAAAAGCACUGAUUUGAGAAAUCUCUACAUUCUGCUCAAACCGGUAACGGACGGUUUGAAGCGGUUGAUCGAGGUGUUCCUGGAGCACAUCAAGGAGCAAGGCAAGAAGACAAUUUCGUGCAUGAAAGGUGAUUCGGUGCACAUACAGUUCGUGGAAAACAUGCUGGACGUCCACCGGAAGUACGAAGAACUGAUACACACGACGUUCAAAUCGGACCCGCUGUUUUUGGGCGCACUCGAUAAGGCGUGCGCUCGGAUCAUCAACGAGAAGCACAGCAACAAUCAGGUAUGCCGCAGUGCUGAGCUGGUUGCCAAAUACUGUGAUAGCUUGCUGAAGAAAUCGAAAACAACCGAGGGCGAAAUCGACCAGAAGCUGACCCGCAGCAUCAUCAUCUUCAAGUACAUCGAGGAUAAGGAUGUGUAUCAGAAGUUUUACAGCCGCAUGUUGGCCAAACGGCUAAUACACGAGCAGUCGCAAAGCAUGGAUGCUGAAGAGUUGAUGAUCAACAAGCUGAAGCAAGCUUGCGGUUACGAGUUUACCAACAAGCUGCACCGCAUGUUCACCGACAUUUCGGUAUCGAUAGAUUUGAAUGCAAAGUUUAGCAAAUAUUUGAAUGACAACAAUCACGAGACUGGUAUCAACUUUUCCGUCAAAGUGCUGCAGGCUGGUGCGUGGCCGCUGGGACCAACGCAAGUCGUCGCAUCGUUUGCCAUACCGCAGGAGUUUGAAAAAUCCAUCCGCCUAUUUGAAGAGUUUUACCAUAUCAACUUUAGCGGCCGCAAGCUGACCUGGCUGCAUCAUCUGUGCCACGGCGAGAUGAAGCUGUCGUUCGAAAAGCGCAACUACAUCGUCACGAUGCAGACGUACCAGAUGGCUAUACUGCUGAUGUUCGAAACCACGGACAAGUACACGUGCAAGGAGCUGCAAACAUCGCUGCAGCUGCAGCAGGAAAUAUUCCAACGGCACCUGCAAAGCUUGGUGGAGGCCAAAAUUUUGCUACUUAGCGAAGAGAAAAUGAAUGACGAUACGGAGGUUAGCAUCAACGUGAAUUAUAACAACAAGCGUACUAAAUUUAAAAUUACCACUAACCUGCAGAAGGAAACACCGCAAGAGGUGGAGCACACGAUGAAUGCCGUAGACGAAGAUCGAAAGAUGUAUUUGCAGGCGGCGAUCGUUCGCAUCAUGAAGUCUCGAAAAGUGCUGCGACACAAUACCCUUAUACAGGAGAUCCUAUCCCAGUCAAAGGUUAGCUUUGCACCGAACGUGUCCAUGAUUAAAAAGUGCAUCGAGUCACUUAUCGACAAGCAGUACAUCGAACGAACGCCCAAUUCCGGCGAUGAGUAUAGUUACGUGGCAUAAGGUGGUG